GGGAAUGGGUCUGCCAAAAUAUAUUGCAAUUGCUCAUUAAUUAAGGCAUUAUUAGGCCCUUUACACACUUGGGACCCCUAUAACCUCAGAGUCUGCUUUCUCUGUAGUUACGCCCCAAGGAAUGGGUCUGCCAAUAUAUAUUGAAACUGCUCAUUAAUUAGAGCCUUACUGGACCCUCUACAUUCCUGGGCCCCUGGCAACCACAGGAUCUGCUUCUUCUAUAUUUACAACCCUGGAGGCAAAAAAGGGGUCAAGCAUUUUCCUUGUUCCGUACCACCACCAAAUUAACUUCACAUUAACAUCAGUGGCGUAACUAAAUAUUACUGGGCCCCACAACAAGUAAUUUCAUCAGGCACCCAAAAUGUCUAGAGGUUGACAAAUUUUACCAAUAUGUAUUGAAAUUAUACACAUUAUAAUUAGGGCAUUGUGGGUCCCCUAUAACCCCCCCCCUGCAGCAGCAGGAUCUGCUUCCUCUAUUGUUAUACCCUUCGCACCAUCAUAUUACUGUCUUUAUUGGCAUUGCCCAAACUGUGUCCUCCUAGGGGGGCCCAAAGCAAUGUGGCCAAGCUAGAAGGCUAUUUGAGGUCAGCAUUUUAGGUGACUGCUAAUUUAAUUUAAUUGGCUAGCCUUAGCUACAGAAAGCUGACUUUGUCACCAUAAUUUCAUAUACGGGACAUAUUGCUAUGUAAGACAGGGGGGCUGCCAAAAUCCGCCCAUUUCCUCUUUAUCCUAAAAGGUGAGUAAAUAAUGUUUGGUCCUGAAGAUGACGAUGUCCAAAAAACGGUAUCCCUUUAGCCUUUUAAGGCCCCAAGAGAACCCUGGAAUUAGCAGCAGCCUGAAUGUAGCAUUAGUUCCAUAGUUCCACUUGCGCAAAUAGGUGUUUUACAGAUUUAACUCACUAAUACAGUUAUUAAUGCAACACCAUUCUGACUGAUAUAAUAUAAUCACCCUACAGUCAAUCAAUUUUGUGAGUGCAAGCAAGCAGUGCUGCCCAGUCUCCUCCUCUUUCAUAGCAGCUUAAACUGAAUAAGUAAUUCCUAUAGCAUACUAUUAAUGGCUUGUCCCUGAGUUCUCUGUCUCUGUGUCUCCUAAUUAAUCCCUACACACUAACGUAUAUUAUUCCAUUAUUAUUCCUGUGCAUCACUGUUGGCUAUUUAUUUGAUGAGCACUUUAUAUACAUUUCCAAUAUCAGGGGAAAAAAAGAACAGAUCCCUCCCCCCCACCUGUUUUAAAGGCUCAGCAUUCAAUCUGUGGUAAUCCCUUGAUGGCCGGAGGGGGGGGGGGAGAAGAAGAGAGAGCAGAGGGAACCCUGCAGGAUGCGGGCACAGUCUGAGAAAGGGCACUACAAGAUGAGGAGGUGACUGGCACCCAUAUGUCCUCCUGCGCUGAACUGAGGAAAGAGGCGAGCGAACAAUAUGAUUGGGGUGCACUAAGGAUUUGGAGGUGCACUGAAGAGCAAAGGGAUUUAAGCUCUUAGAGCGACUUGAUGAGUCCUAACCCAUUCCCAGGCCCCCAUAAGCCAUUUUUUUGGAAAGAAUGUCAGAACCAGAAGAAAAUGACAAAGUUCCAGGCCCCGCUCCUCCGUACUCCAGCGAGGAGGCGGAGCCAUUUAUGGCAAGUGCAGAGGCGGCUCUGGUCUGUUGGCGAUACUCCAUUGAUGGAGGGCCCAUGAUGAACGGCACUGACACCUUAAAUUCCACCGCUAGCUCCCAGGCACAGAAAAGACGGCAGUACAACAGCAAGCACAAGAACCAGGGAACCGGGGGUGUUCAUAGGAGCCCAAGGGCUCUCUUUUGUCUGUACCUCAACAACCCCAUCCGAAGGGCCUGCAUCAGCAUUGUAGAAUGGAAACCAUUUGAUAUUCUCAUUCUCAUGACGAUUUUCGCCAACUGCGUGGCGUUGGGUGUCUACAUUCCAUUUCCCGAGGACGAUUCCAACAUUGCCAAUCACAAUUUGGAACAAGUGGAGUACAUCUUCCUCAUCAUCUUCACCGUGGAGUCCUUCCUAAAGAUAAUUGCAUAUGGGCUGGUCUUGCACCCUAGUGCCUACAUCAGAAACGGCUGGAACCUGCUGGACUUUGUGAUUGUUGUUAUCGGAUUAUUCAGUGUAAUUUUGGAGCAGUUCUCUCACAAGCCAGGAGACGCCCAUCACAUGAGUGGAAAACCUGGUGGGUUUGAUGUGAAAGCUCUGCGAGCAUUUCGUGUCCUGCGACCUCUCAGGCUCGUAUCUGGAGUCCCAAGUCUACACAUUGUAUUAAAUUCCAUAAUGAAAGCCAUGGUUCCCUUAUUGCACAUUGCCUUGCUAGUCCUCUUUGUAAUCAUCAUUUAUGCCAUUAUUGGGCUGGAGCUUUUCAUUGGUCGGAUGCACAAGACCUGUUUCUACAUCGGUUCCGAUCUAGUUUCAGAGGAGGAACCAGCCCCCUGUGCAUUCUCAGGACAUGGAAGAGAAUGUCUCCUCAACAAUACAGAGUGCAGGGGGAAGUGGGAAGGGCCCAACGGAGGAAUCACAAACUUUGAUAACUUCUUCUUUGCCAUGCUGACUGUUUUCCAAUGUAUCACCAUGGAAGGUUGGACAGAUGUCCUCUACUGGAUGCAGGACGCCAUGGGUUAUGAGCUGCCCUGGGUAUAUUUCGUCAGCCUUGUUAUUUUUGGAUCAUUUUUUGUCUUGAACCUUGUAUUGGGUGUGUUGAGUGGAGAAUUUUCUAAAGAAAGAGAAAAGGCCAAAGCCCGAGGUGACUUCCAGAAGUUGAGGGAGAAACAGCAGAUGGAAGAGGAUCUCAAGGGAUACCUAGACUGGAUCACCCAGGCUGAGGAUCUUGAACCUGAUCAAGAAAUCAGAGAUGAGCGGCACCGCCUGUCUCUGGCUGACAUCACUGGCAGGAGGAAGCGGAGACUCCAAUGGCUUUUGCAUGCUAACCAUUCCACAGAGACCCACACUAGCCUUCCUGCAAGUGAGACCACUUCUGUGAACACCGAGAAUAUAGAUGAGGAGCAUGCUAACUGCUGUGCCCGAUGUUUGAGCAAGCUGUCACAGACUGGGUGCUGCCGCAAGAUAAGGAGGUGGAACCGAGCUUUCCGACGGAAAUGUCGCCUGGCUGUUAAAUCGGUCACCUUCUAUUGGAUAGUUCUGCUCCUCGUCUUCCUCAACACGCUGACCAUUGCAUCGGAGCAUUACCAACAGCCAGAUUGGCUGACGGAGAUUCAAGCAUAUGCUAACAAGGUACUCCUGUCACUAUUCACACUGGAGAUGCUUCUCAAAAUGUACAGCCUUGGGUUGCAAGCCUACUUUGUGUCUUUCUUCAACCGUUUUGAUUGCUUCGUGGUGUGUGGUGGGAUCUUGGAGACCUUCCUUGUAGAAUUUGACAUCAUGUCUCCUCUGGGAAUCUCCGUCCUGCGUUGCGUACGGCUGCUGAGGAUCUUUAAAGUCACCAGACACUGGGCAUCAUUAAGUAACUUGGUGGCUUCCCUUUUGAACUCCAUGAAAUCUAUUGCUUCUCUGCUGCUGCUUCUCUUCCUCUUCAUUAUAAUCUUCUCCUUGCUCGGGAUGCAGCUCUUUGGGGGCAAAUUCAACUUUGAUGAGACCCAGACCAAGAGAAGCACAUUUGACACCUUUCCUCAGGCUCUGCUUACUGUCUUCCAGAUACUCACAGGUGAGGACUGGAAUGCCGUCAUGUAUGAUGGGAUCAUGGCUUAUGGGGGACCAUUUUUCCCCGGAAUGCUGGUCUGUGUGUAUUUUAUCAUACUCUUCAUAUGUGGUAACUACAUCCUACUCAAUGUCUUCUUGGCUAUCGCUGUGGACAAUCUGGCUGAUGGUGACAAUAUCAACAGCAAAGAUAAAAAAGAGAACAAGAAAUCAGAGAAGAAGGAUGAAAACUCUGUGAAGGUUCCGUGUGAGGAUGAGAAUGAAAACCAGCAGGAGGAAGGGAGUGAAGCAUCUGAAGAGGAGGAAGAUGAUGAGGGCAGCCUCCCAGAAUCACACUUAGAUAAAAUUGCAGACUUUGCUCCAAAAGAAAAGGUUCUUCCCAUUCCAGAGGGCAGUGCAUUCUUCAUCCUUAGUAAUACCAACCUGCUCCGUGUUGGUUGCCACAAACUGAUUCACCAUCAUAUUUUCACCAACCUCAUUUUAGUCUUCAUCAUCCUCAGCAGCAUUUCCCUGGCAGCUGAAGAUCCAAUCCGUGCCCACUCCUUUCGUAACCAUAUCCUGGGAUAUUUUGAUUAUGCAUUUACUUCUAUCUUCACAGUGGAGAUCUUGCUGAAGAUGACAGCAUAUGGUGCGUUCUUGCACAAGGGCUCUUUCUGUAGGAACUGGUUCAAUCUGCUGGAUCUCCUUGUUGUCAGUGUAUCUCUCAUCUCCUUUGGAAUUCAUUCUAGUGCAAUCUCCGUUGUUAAGAUUCUACGUGUGCUGCGAGUGUUGCGUCCACUAAGAGCCAUCAACAGAGCCAAGGGGCUUAAGCACGUGGUUCAGUGCGUCUUUGUUGCGAUCCGAACAAUCGGUAACAUUAUGAUAGUGACCACUUUGCUGCAGUUUAUGUUUGCCUGCAUAGGAGUUCAGCUUUUCAAGGGAAAGUUUUACAGUUGCACGGACGAGGCUAAACGCAGCCCAGAGGAGUGCAAAGGCACAUUUAUUAUUUAUAAGGAAGGGGACGUUUCACACCCCAUGGUGCGGGAGAGAAUUUGGCACAAUAGUGACUUCAACUUUGACAAUGUCCUGUCAGGCAUGAUGGCCCUGUUUACGGUGUCCACUUUUGAAGGCUGGCCAGCGUUACUUUACAAAGCCAUUGAUGCCUACGGAGAGAACGUAGGACCUAUUUACAAUUACCGGGUGGAGAUCUCCAUCUUCUUUAUUGUCUACAUCAUCAUCAUCGCUUUCUUCAUGAUGAACAUCUUUGUGGGUUUUGUGAUCAUCACUUUCCGAGCACAAGGAGAGCAGGAGUACAAGAACUGUGAACUGGACAAGAACCAGCGCCAGUGUGUGGAAUAUGCAUUGAAGGCUCAGCCUCUCCGGAGGUACAUCCCCAAGGCAAAGUGUCAGUACAAAGUCUGGUAUAUGGUCAACUCAACCGGCUUUGAGUACAUCAUGUUCGUCCUUAUCCUGCUCAACACUGUCGCUUUGGCUAUGCAGCAUUAUGAGCAGUCCAAACCUUUUAAUUAUGCAAUGGACAUCCUGAAUAUGGUCUUCACUGGACUUUUCACUGUGGAAAUGGUGCUAAAGCUGAUGGCAUUUCGACCCAAGCAUUAUUUCUGUGAUGCCUGGAACACAUUUGAUGCUCUCAUUGUAGUGGGCAGCCUUGUGGAUAUCGCAGUCACAGAGGUCAAUAAUGGAUGGCAUGUUGGUGAGAGUUCGGAGGAUAGCUCUCGUAUUUCCAUCACGUUCUUCAGGCUCUUCCGCGUAAUGCGGUUGGUAAAGCUUCUCAGCAAAGGAGAAGGAAUCAGGACACUGCUGUGGACGUUCAUCAAAUCCUUCCAGGCUUUGCCGUAUGUUGCUCUACUCAUCGCUAUGAUAUUUUUUAUCUACGCGGUCAUCGGCAUGCAGACAUUUGGGAAAAUUGCAAUGCAAGAUGGGAGUCAAAUCAACAGGAAUAACAACUUCCAGACCUUCCCUCAGGCUGUGCUUUUGCUCUUCAGGUGUGCAACCGGGGAGGCCUGGCAAGACAUCAUGUUGGCCAGUCUGCCUGGGAAGCGUUGUGACAGCGAGUCUGACUAUGGUCCUGGGGAGGAAUUUACCUGUGGGAGUAACUUUGCCAUUGUGUAUUUCAUCAGUUUCUUCAUGCUCUGCGCCUUCCUGAUCAUUAACUUGUUUGUGGCUGUCAUUAUGGACAAUUUUGACUACCUUACAAGGGAUUGGUCAAUUCUGGGUCCACACCAUUUAGAUGAGUUUAAGAGGAUCUGGUCAGAAUACGAUCCUGAAGCCAAGGGUCGCAUCAAACACCUGGAUGUAGUCACCUUGCUUCGCAGGAUCCAACCUCCGCUGGGUUUUGGAAAACUGUGUCCCCACCGUGUAGCAUGUAAGAGGCUGGUGGCCAUGAAUAUGCCAUUAAAUGCAGAUGGGACCGUCACCUUCAAUGCUACACUGUUUGCUCUUGUUCGAACCUCACUAAAGAUCAAAACAGAAGGUAACCUAGAUACUGCCAAUGAAGAGUUAAGAGCUGUCAUCAAAAAGAUCUGGAAAAGAACCAAGCAAAAGAUACUAGAUGAGGUUAUCCCCCCUCCUGAAGAAGAGGAGGUGACAGUGGGGAAAUUUUAUGCCACCUUCCUGAUCCAGGAUUACUUUCGCAAGUUUCGCCGAAGAAAGGAAAAGGGGCUCCUGGGAACAGAGAUUUUGCCUUGUAAUUCCACAACACUGCAGGCAGGGCUGAGGAGCCUACAGGAUCUUGGUUCAGAGAUACGACGGGCAAUAUCCUCUGAGCUGGAAGAGGAAGAAGACCUCUCUGGAUUCAGAACAAUGGGACUUCAGGUUUCAGAAGACAAAUCGGUAUGUGAAAACGUAACUUUGGUGCAGGCCACUGAAAAGAUUUUUGGGUCUGUAGUAUCUCUUACUAACUCGGUUGGAGGAGGAGGAAGAGAGGAUCAGCUACCCUCAUCCAGAAGAUCAUCACUAAUGAAUCGAUCUGUAGGAGGAUCUAAAGACAGUUUGCUGGUCCCACCCACACCACCACCUAAUGUACCAUCCAGUAUGAAGAGGAGGCAGAUGAACUCACGGAGGAGGAGCUCAGAAGGCAGCGCCAUCACUCCCACUGUACAUGAAGAGGAGGAGAGUGCAGCAGAGGAUGAGCUAAGAUCUAGACCUCCCUCACCAGGGAACAUCCCAAGCAGUGAGCUACAGCGUCAGUCUAGUUUGGAGGAGUCUCAACGGCGCUCAGCAUCUCCUCAGGAGGGAGUGAAAGUUCUGCCUCCUCCAGCUGCACCUCCACCUGGUCUCAGGGCUAACGGCACCCUGGAGGGAAGAGCAACCCAAAGAAGGCGUUUGCUGCCCCCUACCCCAGGUACCAAGACUGCAUUCAGCAUCCAGUGCCUGAAGAGACAGGGGAGCUGUGAUGAUAUACCCAUCCCAGGAACAUACCAUCAGAAUGCACCACCAUGCAGAACAAGAAGCCAGGUUUAUGGAAGUACCGAUUCCUGGCAAAGAAACAGUUACUCCGCCAAUGGAACUCACUCAUGGGCCAAUCCACCAAAGCGAGGACGCCUCCUUUAUGCACCCCUAAUACUGGUGGAGGAAGAUAGUGCACUACCUACUAUUCCCUGCGCUCACUGGUAUCAGGAGGAGGACGGGAAGACACCCUAUUGCCACUACACCCAGCUGCAUGUGCCAGGGCAGAGGCUUUCUGAAAAGAGAGGUAGCGCUGACAGUCUAGUAGAGGCAGUUUUGAUAUCAGAAGGCCUUGGGGUCUACGCACGGGACCCCAAGUUCGUUGCUUUCGCCAAACGUGAGAUCGCAGACGCCUGUCAGAUGACCAUUGAUGAGAUGGAGAGUGCCGCCAGCGACUUGCUAAGUCAGAGCAGAAAAGGCAGUUGGACUGGAAAUAAUGGGCACUCCUACCGAGAUGAGACGUGGAAUGGACUUUUGUACAGCGAUGAAGAAUCUAUACACUGCCGAGAAGAAGAGGAACUAAGAGACGAGAUGGCCUGUGUGUCUUCAUUCUAAGACUUUAAAGAACAAGUGUAAAUCAGCAGUAAAUGCCUAUAUGCUAUGCCACUCCUAUAAUUACAAUCACAUUAACCCUAGGCUGGUGCUCCUCUUCACUUAAUAUUGCACCAACUCAAUCUUGAGGAGCACUGGUCCAGGGUUUACAGUUAGCUGUAAAAGUUGGGGCUGCCUAACAUACAGGCAACCCUCAAAGAUUUGCACUGUCCUUUAACAGAUGACUUCCUCCUGAGAUUGUCCAGGUUUUGGCAGAACAGUCCCGAAUUGCAGUUCCCAAAAGAUGUAGCUCUUUCCAAAAAAGCAGGUAGGGUUUUGGGUGGGUUUGUCUCGAAGUAACCAAAUGUUGGUUGGUAUGACGUUUUCUCUCAGUGUUAAGGCAUUCCGUAUUAGAUGGAGAUACUGUGAGACCCUUUGCUGAAAUAAUGGUGGUCUCUCUACCAACAAGGGCAGAAAUGUAGGUUAGAAGUUGAAUUCACAGCCAAACCUUGUAAUUCACAGCACAAUGCUAAGGUCUAAUUGUAAUGUAUUAUUUUUUUCACAUAUUUGUAAGUGUAUAUAGCAAAUUUAAUUUAAUAAAAAAGUGGAAAAACA
Molecule: messenger RNA, 8232 nt
Organism: Xenopus laevis (African clawed frog)
Lineage: Eukaryota; Metazoa; Chordata; Amphibia; Anura; Pipidae
Gene: cacna1f.L
Product: calcium channel, voltage-dependent, L type, alpha 1F subunit L homeolog
Exons: 49
Coding region: 1537-7641 (2034 amino acids)
Source: RefSeq, a predicted model, not a curated record